Molecule: messenger RNA, 2570 nt
Organism: Balaenoptera musculus (blue whale)
Lineage: Eukaryota; Metazoa; Chordata; Mammalia; Artiodactyla; Balaenopteridae
Gene: SLC34A1
Product: solute carrier family 34 member 1
Exons: 13
Coding region: 99-2018 (639 amino acids)
Biological process (GO): sodium-dependent phosphate transport; intracellular phosphate ion homeostasis
Cellular component (GO): apical plasma membrane; vesicle; brush border
Molecular function (GO): sodium:phosphate symporter activity
Source: RefSeq, a predicted model, not a curated record
AGAGGAUCCCAGCUUCUCCUCAGGCCCCUAGGGCUUCCCUGAGCAUCUGAGCAGGAGCUGAAACACAGAACACCAAGGGCCCACAGUGUGUACCCAGGAUGAUGUCCUACGGAGAGAGGUUGGAGGGCCGGGCUGUCUCCCCACUCCCAGUGUGUGGGGGGCACAUGAUGCGUGGGGCGGCCUUUGCCUACGUGCCCAGCCCACAGGUCCUGCACAGGAUUCCAGGGACCUCAGCCUAUGCCUUCCCCAGCCUGGGCCCCGUGGCCCUCGCCGAGCAAGGCUGCCCCUAUGGGGAGGUUCUGGAGCACCAUGACCCGCUGCCUGCCAAGCUGGCCCAGCAGGAUGAGCAGAAGCCAGAGCCUGGGUUGGCCCAGAAGCUGCGCCGGGCUGGCUUGACCCUCCUCAAGGUACCACUGAUGCUCGUCUUCCUCUACCUCUUCGUCUGCUCCCUGGACGUGCUCAGCUCAGCCUUCCAGCUGGCCGGAGGGAAGGUGGCUGGCGACAUCUUCAAGGACAAUGCCAUCCUGUCCAACCCGGUGGCGGCGCUGGUGGUGGGGAUCCUUGUGACCGUGCUGGUGCAGAGCUCCAGCACCUCCACAUCCAUCGUGGUCAGCAUGGUCUCCUCCGGCUUGCUGGAGGUAAGCUCUGCCAUCCCCAUCAUCAUGGGCUCCAACAUCGGCACCUCCGUCACCAACACCAUCGUGGCCCUGAUGCAGGCGGGGGACAGGACUGACUUCCGGCGGGCCUUCGCGGGGGCCACAGUGCACGACUGCUUUAACUGGCUGUCAGUUCUGGUCCUGCUGCCCCUGGAGGCUGCCACCGGGUACCUGCACCACAUCACUCGACUUGUGGUGGCCUCCUUCAACAUCCGUGGCGGCCGCGACGCCCCUGACCUGCUCAAGAUCAUCACGGAGCCCUUCACUAAGCUCAUCAUUCAGCUGGACAAGUCCGUGAUUACCAGCAUUGCCACGGGGGAUGAGUCCCUGAGAAAUCACAGUCUCAUCCGGAUCUGGUGCCACCCAAACCCCAUGGAGGUUCCCUCCCUCAGGCCCAGGGCAGAGGCCAACACCAGCCGGAUGCUCGGAAAUGCCACUAUGGAGAAAUGCAGCCAUAUUUUCGUGGACACAGGACUGCCUGACCUGGCUGUGGGGCUCAUCCUGCUGGCUGGCUCCCUGGUGCUCCUGUGCACCUGCCUCAUCCUCCUCGUCAAGAUGCUCAACUCUCUGCUCAAGGGCCAGGUGGCCAAGGUCAUUCAGAAGGUUAUCAACACUGACUUUCCCACCCCCUUCACCUGGGCCACAGGCUACCUUGCCAUGGUGGUGGGCGCUGGCAUGACCUUCGUUGUCCAGAGCAGUUCUGUGUUCACCUCGGCCAUCACCCCACUCAUCGGCCUGGGUGUGAUCAGCCUUGAGCGCGCCUACCCACUCACACUGGGCGCCAACAUCGGCACCACCACCACGGCCAUCCUGGCUGCACUGGCCAGCCCCCGGGAGAAGCUGUCCAGUGCUUUCCAGAUUGCCCUCUGCCACUUCUUCUUCAACAUCUCAGGCAUCCUGCUGUGGUACCCAGUGCCCUGCACGCGCCUGCCCAUCUGCAUGGCCAAGGCACUGGGCAAACGCACCGCCAAGUACCGCUGGUUCGCCGUCCUCUACCUCCUACUGUGCUUCCUACUGCUGCCGUCGCUGGUGUUUGGCAUCUCCAUGGCAGGCUGGCAGGCCAUGGUAGGUGUGGGCACACCCUUUGGGGCUCUGCUGGCCUUCGUGGUACUUGUCAGCAUGCUGCAGAGUCGCAGCCCCGGGCGCCUGCCCAAGUGGCUGCAGACAUGGGACUUCCUGCCCCGCUGGAUGCACUCCCUGCAGCCCCUGGACCACCUCAUCACCCGCGCUACCUUGUGUUGUGCCAGGCCCGAGCCCCGCUCACCCCCGCUGCCCGCCAGGGUCUUCCUGGAGGAGUUGCCCCCUGCCACACCCUCCCCCCGCCUUGCGAUGCCCAGUCACCACAAUGCCACCCAUCUCUAGGCUCCAGCCCAGACUGCCGCCUGGAGUCAGGAAACGCCUGUGCCUGGUGCCCAGGGUAGAAGGGCAGAGGGGUGUGUCUGUGUGCUCUGGGCAUGCGCCUGUCCUUGCGCAGGUCCUCAGAGGUCUGGGCUUGUGAGAGACCUGCUCUGUCCCUGUCACUCAUUGAGAGACAGUGUUAUGUGCACACGUGGGCAUGUUGGGGUGAGCCUGUGUGACAGCCUGCAUAUGCGUACUGAUGCACCUGGGGGUGGGGUGGGGGGGUGCGUGCCAACUGCAGGUUACUUGGGUAUGAUUUUGAGUCCUUUGCACAUGUGCCUGGAGACCUGCACUGUGUUCUUGUGCACACACAACUCUGACUGGGCUGGGUGGGAGUAAGGGUGAGUCUGAGUUCAUGACCUACAGCUGUUUGCUCGCGCAUAGAUGUGGGAGCCUGAGUCGCUGGCUGAAUUCUCGCCCCCUCCCUGCCACCUUCCUUCCUCCAUGAUACCAUUCUCCUCAUCCUCACCCAGGUUUUCUGUAUCAUUGUUACAACCCUCUUCCCCAACACUGCUU